Messenger RNA from Acanthochromis polyacanthus (spiny chromis), 419 nucleotides. RefSeq names its product histone H2A-like. Lineage: Eukaryota; Metazoa; Chordata; Actinopteri; Pomacentridae. The transcript has a single exon. Bases 16 to 402 code for a protein of 128 amino acids. Gene Ontology annotation, cellular component: nucleosome. The record is from RefSeq and is a predicted model, not a curated record. Gene Ontology annotation, molecular function: protein heterodimerization activity; structural constituent of chromatin; DNA binding.
UUUGUACACUGUAAAAUGUCUGGACGUGGAAAGACCGGCGGGAAAACCAGAGCUAAGGCAAAGACCCGCUCAUCCCGGGCCGGACUCCAGUUCCCGGUCGGUCGUGUCCACAGGCUGCUGAGGAAGGGCAACUAUGCGGAGCGUGUGGGUGCCGGCGCUCCCGUCUAUCUGGCGGCCGUGCUGGAGUACCUGACCGCUGAGAUCCUGGAGCUGGCUGGAAACGCUGCUCGCGACAACAAGAAGACCCGUAUCAUUCCCCGUCACCUGCAGCUGGCUGUCCGCAACGACGAGGAGCUCAACAAGCUGCUGGGCGGAGUCACCAUCGCUCAGGGCGGUGUGCUGCCUAACAUCCAGGCUGUUCUGCUGCCCAAGAAGACCGAGAAGCCUGCCAAGUCAAAGUAGACCGUCCACGUACUGCA